AACCGGAAGUUGGUAUAUUUUACUUCGAAGACGUGUUUCGCUUUAUUUUUUCACAGAAAACUUUUAGUAAAGCAUGGAGGAGUCUUUAGACAAACAAUUGGAUGAUACUAUGAAUGUUCAUGGUGUCGUUGGAGUAUUAGCUGCUGACCACCAAGGCCUUUGUCUGGCAUCCAAAGGUAAUGCUCAAGUAAGUGGUGCUGGCCUAAUGUCAUCCUUGGCUGAAGCUGGCAAACAGUUAUCCAGUGAUGAGCAGAAAUGUCCUGUUGUAUGCCUUGAAUCUGAUACAUGUAAUAUUUUGAUCAAGUCGCAUGAUAAUGUUACAAUGGCAAUAUACAAAGUAGCAUCAUGAUGCCCAUACAGAUGACGUCCCUUGCUGUGAAUCAUAUUUAUAUAUCAUCCUAUAUAUAAUCAUUUUAUCAUCAUCACCAACAUUCUUCGAUAUCAUUCUCGAUGUUUGAGUUUUUUCAUAGUAACUCAAAUCAAAUAAAAUUUCCUCUGGAUGAAAAGCUUUGAAAGAAGGAAAAGGCAUUCAAAGAUGUGAAAUAUAUUCAAAAUUCAGAACGAUAACUUGAUUCAAAUAUAAAUACAUUACAACCUGACUUUACAAAUGUAAUUUUUGUUUACUAUUCAUAUUGCACCAUAUUGUUAAUCAUUUGAAUAAACUUUGUCAUGAUUGUAA
Saccoglossus kowalevskii is the source of this 679-nucleotide messenger RNA. Its product is annotated as ragulator complex protein LAMTOR5 homolog. Gene Ontology annotation, molecular function: guanyl-nucleotide exchange factor activity. NCBI's taxonomy places the organism in Eukaryota, Metazoa, Hemichordata, Enteropneusta, Harrimaniidae. Gene Ontology annotation, biological process: negative regulation of apoptotic process; positive regulation of TORC1 signaling; cellular response to amino acid stimulus. The record is from RefSeq and is a predicted model, not a curated record. Gene Ontology annotation, cellular component: Ragulator complex; lysosome; cytoplasm.